GGAGACAGACAGGACGGAUCACAAGUUUCAAGACAAGAGCUUCCAAACUUGUCAUCUCUCUGUGACACAAGCCGUGUACAACCCAGGGGAUAAAACCGCCACUUAGCCCACACGAGAGCUAGAGCUUGUUGAGUGCGGUUGGAGGCUCAAGUGAAGUCAUGGAUUCUGUAGUUCUCCAGCUGUGGGCUGUCCUCUGUGUCUUGGUUCACUUUGCCGCUUGCAGUCCCAUCCUGAGCUUGGAGCACUCUUCCUUGGAGGAAGACGUGCCUCUUUUCGACGAGAUUCUCUCCGAGCAGGAUGGUGUUGAUUUCAACACGCUGCUUCAGAAUAUGAAAAAUGAGUUUUUGAAGACGUUGAACCUGUCUGACAUUCCCCUGCACGAAACGGCCAAGGUGGAUCCACCAGAGUACAUGCUAGAGCUGUACAACAGAUUUGCCACUGAUAGGACAUCUAUGCCAUCCGCAAAUAUUAUUAGGAGCUUCAAAAAUGAAGACUUGGCUUCCCACCCCAUUGGUGUUACAGGAAUUCGGAAAUACCCUCUUCUGUUCAAUGUUUCCAUCCCUCACCAUGAAGAAAUCACCAUGGCAGAGCUGAGGCUCUACACCUUGGUGGAGCGGGACCAAAUGCUCUAUGAUGGGCUUGACCGGAAGGUCACCAUUUUUGAAGUGCUGGAAAAUGACCACAUGGGGCUAGGAGACGAGAGAAAGACAGUGGCACUGGCAUCCAGGCAGAUCUAUGGCACGAGCAGCGAGUGGGAGAGCUUCGAGGUCACGGAAGCCAUCAGGCGUUGGCGAAGGGCAGGGCUGACCACGCAUCGGCUGGAAGUUCAUAUAGAGAGCAGGGAAGGGGAGGAGCAGAAUGGAGAGGGGAAAAUCGAUAUCGACAUCAACUCUGAGGCGAAGCAUGUGCCCCUGUUGAUUGUGUUCUCUGAUGACCAAAGCAAUGACAAAAAAGAGGAGAAGCAAGAGCUGAAUGAAAUGAUUGAUCAUGAGCAGCUCGUGGACUUGGAGAACCUGGAGGUUGGCAAUUUCCACAGCCAGCCUGGUGAGGAGGCGUUGCUCCAGAUGCGCUCCAACAUCAUUUAUGACUCUACUGCCCGAAUCCGGAGGAACGCAAAGGGCAACUACUGUAAAAAGACUCCACUCUACAUAGAUUUCAAGGAGAUUGGCUGGGAUUCCUGGAUCAUCGCCCCAGCGGGAUACGAAGCUUAUGAGUGCCACGGAGUAUGCGCCUACCCCUUAACAGAGCACGUCACACCAACGAAACAUGCCAUUGUCCAGACGUUGGUUCACCUGAAGAAUCCUCAGAAAGCUUCCAAGGCCUGCUGCGUUCCCACCAAACUUGAUCCCAUCUCUAUUCUCUACUUAGAUGCAGGGGUGGUCACCUACAAGUUCAAAUAUGAAGGCAUGGUGGUAUCCGAGUGUGGCUGCAGAUAGUAGUAGGGAACGCAUGCACGGGGGAGGGCACAGGGGAAGUAUUUAAUGAUUCAGUCUGUAAAUUUGUACAUUUCGGAUUUCCUAUUUAAUAAGGUUAUUUAAUGAGGCAUGUACAGAUAAUUGUAUGUUUCCUGUUAUGGGGAGUGGGCAAGUCGUACGACUGUAGGGAAUGUAUAUUUUGUUCCAUUGCUUGCUUCUUGCUGUUCUUUGCUGUCCAAAUUAUGACCGAGUCUCUCUUCCUGUCAGGGCAUAGAGCAGAUCACUGGAUCGUUUGGGAGGGCUCUUUGUGCCAAAGGGGCACAUUCAAAUUCACAGAAAUAAAGGCAUAUUUUUGUACUUUAUAAAUGUUGAUUGGCAUCUGUAGGGAUUUCCAGAGCUAUUAAAGAUAGGUGAACUAUGGGCAAUACACACCUAGAUUGUUUAGUUUUGUGUAAAAUCUUUAUAAAGAUCCUUACAUGCUCAGAUUAUUUUUUUGAAAUUUAUCUCUGUAGAUCUGAAGUCCCAAUAAUUCUCAAGCUCCUAAAUCACUAAGACACAGCAAGGUGUUAAACUUUUUUUCCUUUUUUCUUAAUUCUUCCUUUAAUCUUUCCCUGUCUCAGUUAACUGGCAGGGGCGAUUUGGCAUCUGGCGCGGAAGGGAACCAUUCCCUUUCCCAUCCUUCUUAGUAAAGCAGUGGCCCCAGGAGCAGUGCCAGGCACGUUCAGUGCUCUCACAUGCAAUGGCAAGAAAUUCCCCCUGUGCAUGUUUAUUACAAAAGCACCCUGUGUAGAGCAGCGCUGGCUUUGUCGCAUUAGCCAUGUGUUGUCUCUCAAGGGCCAAAGCUUUAUGUGGCAGAAAGAAGUGCAGGAAAUUUCCUGAAUCCUUGAAAUUGUACCAGUUUAUACCAGCUAAGAAACUAGUCCCUCUACCCAGUCCAGUAAAUUACAUACAGUACAGCUACAUAAACCAAUUCCAGUGGCCAAGUAGUAUUGCAUUUAGUCUGCAGAGAGCUAGACAGAAAAGGAAACACCUUUGUGCCAGCUAGAUAGAGAGGAUCUUUCCUUUAUGUAUGGGCUGAAGUUGUCAAUUCAUAAAGGUAUUGCCCCCCCCCCCCCCCCCAAACUGUAUAUGGUGGAGUCACAUGCCAUGUUUCCGCCACUCUUCUGCAACAAAUCGUGGUGAUAAGAAGGUGUCAGAGCUGAGAAACAAUAGACCCGUCACUUUAUUUAUACUAAGCUGCAAAUUUGUCAGAUUCUUGGGAAAGUGUAAGUGACGUUGACUCUUUUAGCCUGUACCAGAGCCUACUGUACUGUCCCUGCAUGUGUUUUACACUUUUAAGGGUAAGUUAUCUUCCUUGGAAGUGAUAAGGGUCUUUGAAAGAAUCACUCUAACACUUUGUGGGAAUGGACACAAAAGACUUCAUCACGCACUAACUAAACCCAGUUUCACCUAUUUUCACACAUACUCUUCUGCCUUUCCCAUAAUUUAUUGACCUAUUUAUUGACCUGCCUUUGUAAGAUAAUGUAGAAUACAGAAUGUUUUAUUUUUGUGCUUGUGUGUAAUCCCACUUGGAUAAAACCUUGUACCCAUCCUAUUCUACAUGGAAUCUCUCUGUUGAGUUGUGCUGUGCAGAGAUUGGUGUUGCUGAUUUUUUUCCCCUCCUAGAUGUCUGUAAAUACUAUAUACCACAGUUACCAUCCUUGCUUGCAGGACUGUUCAGUCACUGGAGUGAUUUAAAUAGCAUUCUGGAGCUCGUACGGUCUUGUCCAACGUAUAACUACUCUUGCAGGGGUAUCGUUGCUUUAAGUGGUCAGCUGCGUAGUUUAUUGUAGAGUUGUGCAGUCUCCACUCGUGCUGUGUGUUUCCAGAUAGUGGGCUGUGCCAUGCGGCUGUACUGCUUUCUGCCUGCUACAGAUUGCACCCUGUGAGUGACUGACACCGCUCCCAGACCUUUCCCCUGAGCUACACUGCAAUCUUAGUCUGUGGUUAAUGGCACAUUAAAAGAAUUCAUAAGAGGUGUGAUAUUUCGCUCUGCUGACAUGAACUGCAGCAGCCAACGGUUGAAGUGUGACCACAUAGAUCCUUUCAAAACUAUCCACAAUUCUUAUGAAGCCAUUUGCCAAGACAAACCAUUCACCUUGUUAGGAGUGAUAAUCCAGCAUUAGGGAGAUAAUCCGACAUUUGCUUUUAUCAUCUCUUUUCUGCGACUGUUCCUGUGGCAGUGAUCUGACCAGCGGGCUUUUUGCACCACUGUCCUUUACUGAACAGUAGCAACAUUUCUGAACAGUGUGCAGGGCGACCUGUGCCUUAAAAUUCAUAAGUAACCCACUGCAAUCACUCAUAAUCACUAUAAAUUUACAAGUGACCAUGUAGCAAAGCAGAAUGGCUUCCCUUACACUCUGUUAUUGCCAGAGAUUUGUUGUAACAUAGUACAAUGUGAAUGUGGGUGGGCAUGUAAUUUUAUCAGUUAGUAAACCUGCAUGUGUGAGUUUUAACAAGAUCAGUAAAAAUAUCAAUGAUAGCUUUUUAGAAUUAGGGGCCAGUGAGUCUUUUUAUAUUGUUAACUUUUCUUUAUAAAGGAACAAGGAGUGUACUGCUGAUUGAAGAGGAUUUCAGCCAGAGUUUGUGGUGAAAGACCGUAAAACAUGAGAUGUAUCCCACUGUGCUGUUUUGGGAGAAAACUGGGCAUCUCUUGAAUCCUUCAGCUGCACCUAUGCUGUUCGUAACCUGAGAUCAGAACUACUGAGAAUGGUUAUUUCAUUUAUUAAUGUGUGUCUGUUAGGACUGCAUGCCUGCUUUAUGAGCAAAACCUUACCUUACUUUUACCUUACCUUUGAACAUAAUUGUGCAAAGACAUUUGCUGGAUGUUCAUGCAGUUAGAUGGCAGAGAUCAGGGAAAACAGCAUCCCAAAAAAUGGGACAGUUAUUUUUUAAAGAGUUUUCCCUAAGUAGCAAAUUAAGGUUGCUUCUGCAAAUUUGGAAGUACUUGGCUUAAAAUACACCUGUCCAUAUAGAUAUGACAUUUAUUAUUAUUACAAAUAAUGUGGUGAGUGCAUGACAAGAGCUAUGUGUUACUGGUGCUACCAAGCUGUAAGAGCUGCUAAUGUCAUAAGAAGUCCCUGAAAAAAUAUUCCACUGCAUGUUUUCAUUUUCUAUUUCUUUACUCCUGUCUUCCUUCUUUCUUCCUUCUAUCCAUCCACAUUAGUACUGUGAUUUCUUCUGUUUCUAAAAAUUUAUUUUUCACAUUAAAUAGUAGUGUGCAUUGAUUUUCCUUUAAUUUCUGAUCUAUUUUAUAUCAACAUGCUAGCAGAUGCUUGACUUAAAAGUGCAAACCAAUUUUAGAAAGUUUUGGGAAAAUAUGUCUUCAGUAUGGAAGUAUCUAUCUUUCUAUCCAUCCAUCCAUCUAUGAAUUAUUGCAUAUAACUAAAGGAGGCAGCAACACUGUCUCACCAAAAUCAUCAAUAUCUGUUGGAUUUUUGCUUUCAUCUGUUUCUAAUUGAAUAUGUAUAAGAAAGCGUAAGCAGAUAUGAAGCCCCUUCUUUGGCUGGACGCUGUAUAGAAUGCCAGGCGGUGCGUGCAGUCUAAAUAGACAGGACAGGCAAAGGGGUGGGAGGAGAAACAAGCAAGAGAGACAGAGAGAGGAAAAGCCUGGAUAACCUAUCAGCAAGGGAGUUGAGGGAAGAGCUUUGGUCUUGGAUUGCUGCUCUUAAAUCAACACACAUGAUGCCUCCAGAAGAGCAUGAACUUAAAAGAUAUCUUACUCAUUUCUUGGCCUUUGAAGAAAUCAUGGUAACUGUGUCUCCUGUGCAAACACUCAGCACCGAUGCCAGAUUUCACGAAGCACUUGAAAGUUUGAGGUUCCCUUAAAUGAUUCAUAUCUCUUAGCUCUCUGCAUGUGGACUAAAAUUCCUCAAAUAGAUUUCUUCCCAAAGCUUUCUGGCAUUAUCCCUUGAGUGUGAUCCCUGGAGUCCAGCUCACUGUGAUUCCCUGCAUAGCUCAUUGAAGAUAACAGAUUCCUGGCUUUUUGAGCAUUAAAGCUUGACAGCUCAGCAUGGUUUUCCUGCCCCCGCUGCCCCCGCCCUGCCAGCCCCUUGCCCUGGGGAGAUGGGUAGUUUGGGGCGGUCUGUGGAGCCUGGGGAGGAGGGGGGAGCCCCACACUGUUCUGGCAGGAAAGCAGGGCACUCCCUCGCCCUAGCAGUAAGUGCCUGGUGAUGGCUCAUGGUGUUCCCAUUUGGAGGUUCCCAAGUGUCACUCUCAGGUUAAAAAGACUAUUCCUGAAUAUUGUGGACACAUACCUCUUUCCAAAGCCAGUGGGCCCCACCACGUGAGCAGCAAUUCCCGAGCUAAAGACAUGGGGAUCAGCUUCCCCAAAACUGAGGUAACUUAAGAAAAAUCAUCUCCCAAAGCAACCACCAUCCAAAGUAGCAACCAGAACCUUCUCUUCCCGAGCUCCAGCUACUGCAGUGCCCUUCUUAGACUCCCCAGAGAGCAAAGCGAACCAGAACCUCCAGCAGUCUGGAAAUAGCAAAGGAUCCUGCAGGUUUUAACAACUGGGGGCAGUUUGGUGCCUGGCUUACCUACAGCACAAUGAGAGAGGUUCAGUUAAAUAUUUUCUGUGAAACACUGAGCCAAACACUAGCAAAAUCUACCAUUUUUUUAGGGAGAGGGAAAAAAAAGAGAGGAAGUUUUCCUGGCAUUUGAACAUCUGCUUCAGGCAUUUGAAAAACUACAGCCAAGUGUUAAUUUAAACUUCCUUAUAACCCUGUUCAACGUUUGGAGUGCAAGUACUGUUAAUAGGAUGGGAACCAGGGUGGUGGUGGUUUGCUUACUAUAUUGGGAAACAAAGCCAGAACAAAACUAGCUUGAGAUAGAGUUUUUGUUUAUACUGCUGACCCAUCUGUCUUCAUUAAUGCACUAUUUACAGGAAAAGUUAAAAAAUUAGCUUCUGCUCCUUCUUCAAUUGCAACAGCAACAAAUAAAAGCGGAAUGGUUCAUUUGCCCUCAACUAAAAAUGGAAAUUCUUAUCAGCACCCCUUGGAAGAAGAGGUUUAUUAUAUGGAGUGUAUUAUUGUUGAAUAUUAGUGCUGGAACUAGGCAUUUUGGCCAGAGCUGUGUAUUUCUAGCACAGUCAAUGUCAGGAGUGAAGAAGUCAGAGAGGUGCCUAUAUUACAGAAAGCAAAAAGCAGCCACAAAACAUGACCCAUGUCUUACUCUAAACUCUUGCUUUGACAUCUAAGGGAGAAAUAAUGUGGGGUUUUUCUCCUGUAUUGGCCCACACAGGUGCAAUAUCCCUGGCUGUGCAAAGGAUCACAUUGAGGCUAAGCCUUGACAUGGCAUAGAAAUCACCCGGGCUGUUUCUGGCACUGAUACUGGAUAAAGAGAGGCAGCGCGGGAGGAUGCCCCUUUGUCUUACCUGCAAGUAAAGGGACAACACAUAUGCACUUGAAUUUCUAGAGUUUAAAUGCCUAAAUGGGAACAGAUGAAAACCACCCCAAAUGUGUCUACCCUGAAUGUUCUUCAGACAAAAUGAGGCAGGUUUGUGACAACCUGUUAUUAAGCCAGUUUAGCUGGCCAGGUCUGGUCACAUAUUUAGUUGGCACAGCUGUAACCCAGAGAGGACCUGAGUUUAUGGCCUAGCACCCCUGGAUAUUUGCUAGCGAAAACAGACUGUCAAACCUACUGCUGUGCAAAUAAACUUCUUUAAAAGCACCUUCUCAGUAAGAAGAAAAAGAUAAGUUUUGCAUUACAAGCCCACUGAAAUAGAGACAUCCAUUAAAAACUCAAACCCAAACUCUCUAUAAACCAUAAAGCCAGGAAUUUCAAAAGGGCAGGCAGGUUUAUCAGAGUUAUCAUCUCAUUUGCACAUCCCACUACAGGGGCAAGCUGAAAAUGUCAUUUGAAAAUGACCUUAGAACCCUGGGCACAUUUUAGGAACAAAUCUGGCCGCAUCUCCUUCAUCUCUUCAUCCCUGUCUUGCUCUUCUUCACCCCGCUAUCACUCUCCAUCUGCUUUCACUCAGGAAAAAUACACUUUUUGUCAGGCUACGUCUCUGCAAGCCAUUCCCUAGGGAGCAGGACUCGAGGCACCUAGCAUGUCUCUCCUCUCACAGAGGAGCAGCUUUGUGGGGAAAUGCGAGGCUGUUGAAAGCAGUAGAAGGAGCAGCUGUUAGAAUUACUGCUGCUUUUCCCAGAUAAAAGUGGAGGGAAACGUCCACAUUUUGAUACCCUUGUCAAGAAGAUGAAUAGUCGAAGGGGGUCCAGCUCUUCCUGCUGAGGUCUUGGAAACGUCUCCUGCAACAACUGAGUGCAUUUGCUUUCAGAAGCAUGCUAGUAAAUGCCAAUUUCCUCUCCUGCCUCUCACAGAGUCACUUCAGAUGUCAAUAAGAGCUGAAUUUGAGCUAGUGGUUAGCUGUGAGAAUUUCUGCCUCCAACCCCAACUCACCACACAGCAUUGCGGGCAAAACUUGUUACGAUAUGGCUGCAUUAUUCCAGCAAACCGAGUUACUUUUUAGAGCAGAUAAUGCCAGAAAAUACAGAAGAGCUUUGCUAACAUAUAUACUGCAGUAUAUCCAGCUCAGGGUAAAUGAGCUUAUGUUGGCAAUAGGAAGUUUGCUUACUUAUUUUCUGCUGUUGGAUACAUGCCCAAUGUGAUCCUGUUCAGAACACAAAUUAAUCGACCUCCUGCUCAGCAUUUCAAGGGCUUAGCAAGACCUUUGAAUGCAUUUUUUAAGUAAACAAAGGAAAUAUGAGGGAUAAAAGCAAUCAACAUGGCUGUAAUAAAGGAAAUCAUAUGAGAGGAAUGGAUUUCCGUGACAUAGAGCAAUGGUUCCUGAAAAGAAGGGUGAGGUUUUUUCCUAGCUCCAAAUACUACAUUUUCUGUGGUGGCGUGAGGUAUGGUCCAAAAAGAAAAUACAGCGUAUUUUAUUUUAAAUCAGCAGCUGAAGUACCAUUAAUUCAAUAUUUGCAUAACUGUAUCUCACAGGAGCUGCUGCUUGUCAUAUCUGCAGCGACUUUAGGAUGAGGGGAUGCUCAUCGCAGCACUAGAGCUCCCCAAACAAUGUCCUGCAGGUCUGUGUGGCUGAGACUAUCCAGGAUGUGAGCUUCAGAUGGUGUUGAAAAGAUGUGUGUCAAGUUAAGUGAGAAGGUUUAAAUACAGGGUGGUCUCUGAAAUCAAGUACAGUAGCUAACUAGCAACGUGGCUAAACAACAGUCCACCCACCCCCCCAGCUCUCAGGUUUAUGUUGGCUUUGCUGUAGCAACUCCUUAUCUUUCCAGAGAUUAGAGCAUUUUAGAUCAGUUGUUGUGAGAUUGGGUGGAAUCCAUUUCCUGAGCUGUCACCGCUGGCUAAUCAGGCGGAGUUGAAAUGCAAAGCUUUGGGAGAGUGGGAAAGCAAAACCUGUUAUCCUACAAUAGUGAACGUGCUCUGUUUGCUUUUAUCAUUACCAGAUUUUAGAUGCCUAGCUCAAGAUACUGAUACAGAGAAGCCUACAGCCUGAAACAUAAGCCAGCUGAACUGUGAGCAGAGCAGAUAUCUUACUGUAGGAAAAAUGAGCCCUUUUACCAUUUCUACAGGUACUGGUAGCUGGUAAAACUGUUCACCUGUUAUUGCUUACUGUGCUUGCUCUUCACCAGAUCUGCACUAUGAAAUCCCAACCUGAAUUUCCCCAUGGGUUAAAAUGGGAGUGGGGAUCCAUGGGAGACAGAGACACACAGUUAGGAGGCUAAAUGGGCUGAUCCAACUGUUGAAACAGUUUAAGUGAUUUGAUUUUGGCUUACAGUAGCUGGUUGCUGCUGAGAUAGACACAAAAUAGCAUGACAUCAUGCAAAUCCAACCUGCUAUAUAAAUUUUCACUUAUAGCUUUGUACCAAUUUUGAAGUCAUUCUUUCAAGGAAAGCAAGUUGCUUUCAAACACAGUUACUUUCCUUGCUGAACUCCCUCCUUUUCCCUUGGGAUUUCUCUAGCUCACAUCAUUUCUUGUUCUUCUGCACUCCUCUGCCAAUCGACAACUUACACCAGCUGCAAAUUUGGCCCAAUAAUAUUGAUUGCACGUCUUGUGCUUCCUCUGUCCACCCUAAUUAGUGCAUUAGAGAUAAGCAACAUGCCCUGAGGAGCGAGCUAAUGGCAGAGGGAGCAGGCCAUGCUUUGUGGGGCAUGCGGCCUUCCUGAUGGGGGCUGCCACACGCGUUCCUGCGUUCCUCCGUGACACUGUUCAGGGCACUGCAUGCAACGCUAAUGAGCUCCAGGACAGGCAAACGAUUUAGACAAGAGCCUCAGUGAGCUCCCCAGAGUUGCAUUAACCCCUGCUCUUACUGCAACGGAAAGGAGUAACUUUUAAGAUAGAGCAGUUGGCUAAGGCAGACCCUGGUGCACACUGUGGUUGGCCCGCACACGGGAAUGCAGCAGCCUUCGAGAGACUGGGUAGCCACUGGGAAGCAAUAGCACCUCUGUGAACAAAUGAAUUGCACCUCUAUAUCUGCUUUCAGCUGUUCUAGCAAUAACCGUCCCGCUUUUGCAUCAUUCUCUCAUUCUUGCAUCGUUCUUCUCGGGGAAGAAACCGAUGUCUUCACCACUGACACCAAUGUUGUCAACACUUCUGGCCUAAACCCUCCAGCCUAAAGUUAAUAAAAGGAAGGGUUAUCUGGCAAGCCUGGCCGACCUAGUUAUUAUCGCAAAUAUUUAUAUCGUAGAUUGGGAUUCAGGACUCCCAAGUCUUUGUCUGGCUCUGCUUCAUAUGUGCUCUGCAAACUUUUUCAAAGGCUUCAUUACUUUUGUGUUGUGUUUUGGAGAGCAAAAAUCUGUGACUCCAACGGCUUGGCUUUCAUUGGGACAGGAGACCUAAUUAGUUUGGCUUGAGUGGUGAGUGCUGAGCACUCUGCUGCAAACUCCUUUGCCUUGACUGGCCAAGGCACUGCAAGGCUUGCACUGGCGCAGGCUCACCUUAAUGGGCAGUGGGCUCCUUGCUUGCUGCCAUUGAAGCUAAAAGUGGAUGAGGAGCUAAGACAUGGAACAGGUCAAGCAAAAAGCAGUCUAACCGUCUGAGCCCUACACCAGUGUCCUAAAAAGCCACAUUACAAACCACAUUACAGCUCCAUCUCCCAGUUGUGAUAGGAUGCUAGGGUGCUGUGUGCCAGCUGGUGUUUCUGCAUGUGAUUUCUUAACAGCCUUACAAAAUGGAAGAAAGACUGCUACAGUUUUAUUUUUAAAAGCCAUCCUGCUUGCCAUUAUCAGUGAGGCUUUAUAUUUGAGUGAGCAGAAGCGGGUCAGAGUGGAUGACAGCAAUUUAAUCUGCUGUUGCUUUUCCAUAACUUCUUGUGCUAUCCUUGACCCUAAGCCAAUGCCCUUCCACUGCCAGCUGCAGGAAAGACGCAGUCUGUGGAGCUAACAAGUUUCUAAACAUGUGUCCCAGGUCUUCUACAAACUGUAACUGUGAUCUAUCCCCAUUUCAGACUUAUUUACGCAGCAUUCUUUACACUGGAUAGGAGGAAGGUGGUGAGGGAGCAGGAUGUUCCUACUCCCCCAGUGGAAACAUCCUUUCCCAGGAUGUGACAACACUCCAGUUUCCAGUGGACAUUUGACCUUUCACUCCUUGGCGCUGCCUGUGUAGCUGUUGUGUUGGGAACAACUGUCCUUGGGAUGCUUGGCUGACCUCCUGACUCAGAAAUGUGGAUGCAUGCAGGGGCAACACUUGGCAGAAUUAGAAAAUCCAUCCUCUGAGCCCCAGGAAGGGAUGCACAGGGUCAAGGUGUCACUGAAAAGACUCAAAACCUGCACUGGCCCUAGGGAUCAAGUGUGGACCUCAUCCAGAGCAUGCAGAGCACAAGGGGAGCCUCUCCGGCUGGAUGGCAGCCUGUGCUGGCUCUUAUCGGGGAGCCGAGGAAGGAAACAAGGCCAUGCUGCUGGGGAAAGGAAAAAUUUACCUCUCACAUGCUCAGAAAGCAAAUGCUAAGCUGAUGCUUAUCCUCACUUCUUUAAUAAGAGGUCAAAGCCUGGCAACUGCCUUGCUGGCUGGUUUUAAAAUGCACUCGUUUGGAAAUAGCUCCCUGGAUGCAGCAAACAGCAUUUCAGCCAGCUGAGAUUAAAGGAGCAUUCCCCUGUUCCCAGUUCCUGUUAUCGGUACAUUGUGUUAAGAGGGCUGAAAUAUCACAUCAUGUUUUUACGCGUGAUAAAGCAAAUUUUCACAAGCCACACCAGUGCCCGCUGACGGCACUGGGAGUGUCGUUCCCCUCUGCUGUGCAAGGCUCACCAGGGUAAGCUUGGCACGGGAGUGCAGGGAGACCUUUUGGAUGGGAUUAUGCAUGAAAAGUGAAGAAAGCUUUUUGUGAAGCUUCUUUACACGAUGGACUCAAGGGGAAAACGGGACGCCUCCUUCUUGCUGAGCUCUCUGCUUGUAGGAUGUUUCAGCUUGGUAAAUCCUCUGAUGUUUGCUAAAGGUUGAGCACACCCUGGAGUCUUGCAGUGGCAGCACCACUAAGGUCUCUCUGCUCUGCCCCACAGCCUUAGAGGUAGGAAAAUUGCACCCAAAUUCGUAUCACUCACCUGGUUGCUGUAUUCAGCUGCAGUUAGAAGCCCUAUUUCUUAAGAAACCAAAUUCCCAAAUAACUGCUGAGUACUUCUGUUUAUGGGAACUGCCUACUCAGAAGACUCUUGUAAAGGAAAACAGCUAGAAGGGUAAAUCGUUCUUGGUGGAGACCAUGCAUGCAGUGAGCCUUUGGCAAUGUGAAUUAUCCAAGGAAGAAACUGUCCCAGCUGGAGCCUCCGUGCAGUAAUCACCGUGCAAGUGCUCAGGGUCUUUAUCUUCUUGAGUAACUCAGGAUUCCUACACUUGCAAGUUUUUUGUGCUAGAAUAGAUGAGCAUUUUCUCCAAAGGAGUGCUUAUUCGGACGACUCCUGUCCCUGCUUGCUCCUGCCCCCAUGCUGGCCCUUGCUUUAUCAGGAUGCUCCUUUUUUGCCAGGUUAUUUUUCCUCCAGGCCAGUUUGACUGUCUGGCUUCAUAGCAUCCCUGUGCUGCAGCAAGGUGGCAGGAAAACACAAAGAAAGCGGGACAGUGGGACUGCUUCCAGGGAGGGUCUGGCUGAAAGUCUGGGGACUUUUUCUUCUCUCCACCUUGGUGAACAGUUAUUCAUACACGAAGUCUCAGUUUGGCACUCUUUUCUUCUUAAAAGCAGCCUGUUUUGGGGGUAUCGUUCAACUGCCAUGUAAAGGAGGGACGGACUGCAUUACUCUGUUACUGCUGGGGAGAACAACAUGUUCUUACGGCUCUUCUGUGGUUUGUAUAAGCCAUCCUAAAUAGUGGCUGGACACUUUUCCUGCACGUCCACCUCGCCUCCCACAACAACUUGCUAUUUUAUGCAGUAGCCAAGCUAAAAAAGGAAAGUUAUUAUCAUGCCAAAAAUGCGACUUCGAUAAAAUACGAGGGGAUAAGUCAGCAUAAGUGUGACUGGCUCGGGAUCCAAAGAGAAUAAUGUGAGAAGGAUAAUUUUACUUUCUUGCCUCUCACGCCUACCAAACGCCUGGAUACAACAAAGUGAAUUCCUAAAUUCAUGUAGUAAAUACCUAAGAAGAGCAAACCAGAUUUUUUGCUCUAUCACAAAGAAUGCUAGACAGUGAGAGCAGGAGUGAAACUAUAUCCUAAAAUAUGUCAUAUUUUCAGCCCGUAAUCCAUAGUUUAACAGUUUUAGAUGCAUUCAGAUCUGUGGUUUUAAUUGUUCUAAUUUGGAAAGCCACAUCACAUUUAAAGGGAGAGGAAAAUCCUUGGUAUGUUUUGGGGGUUAUCGUACACUCCCGUCACCUUGAAGGGAAUGCAUUGGGGUCCUCUGUCUGUGCAGUGUGAAGGUUAAGGCUAUAAAAAACUGCCUUUUUGGCAGUUUCCAAGCCUACAGGGCCCAGGACAAGUUUGAAAAGGAUCUUUUUUACAGGCUUUAUUCUCUAUGAUAGACAGUCUGUUGUACUUCUAUAUUAUAGUAGUAGUUUCACACUUCCUAGGAUAUCCAGAAUCAAUGCUUAAAGCCUGCUGAGCUGAAAGGCAGCCACCAAACAACCCUCCAUGAGUUUAUAACGUCCCUUGCAGUACACAAGCAGGAACAGGAGAGACUUUCUCUGCUACUUCUUCCCCCCAAACAUUUCACAGCUUGGCUGCAAAAAGAGGGGGAGGAAGGAAAUGUAGGUCAUGCAUCAGUCAGUUUUUGUGGAUCUCAUGUUUUGGUGUCUCCACAGAAGAUCCAAAAGUGCGAUAAAGCCAGAGCAGGAUUUGGGCAAUGCCAGGAUUCAGGUGUGGCUCUGGGCUUUGUGUGGCUGAGCUGAGAGGAUAUAUGCUCAGGGCUGAAAAGGAUGCAAAAUUUCACAGGUCUGGCAUAGGCAGGCCCAUGCGUUUCUGUCUCUGGAAAAAGCUCACUUUUAAAAAAGGAAAACCCUCUUUAUCUUAGAGCACCCAACAGCAAUACUGACUCAUAAGAUGCUGAUGUUAUUCCUUGAGGCUGUUAGCUCCCCCCAUGCACGUAGGAAUUUCCAGCCCACCUGACCUCUAUUGGAAAGUCUAUCUUUUAAAUAUGGCCACUAUAAACAUUCCAAAUUUUAAUGGGCAGAAUAUCUUCAAAGAAGUUACUCUGAUCUUCAGAAACAGUCAUGGUUUGAUAGAGGUUGUUUUGCCUAUCUGCAGCGGAAGUGGAGGAACGCGCAGUUUAUACUAAAAUAACGUGCACUUGUCCUAAUGACGGAGAAUUCUGAGCCUCAGCCAAGCCUUUUCACAUCAUUACAGUCUACUGCGGGCUGUGAAGGAAUUAUUUGCCUCUUCACACUUUUGAUCUUUGCAGAAAGGAGCGUGUGGCAUUUCCAGUCCAGAUGUUCACGAUGUUUCUCCUAGACCCGAUGGAGAAGUUUCUCCCUAAAUGGCUCCUGAGCCUCACGCCCAGAUUAGUAAUGAGUUCCUUGUAAAGGUAAAAAAUUAAACACUGAAGCAGCUCUGUCAAGGUCAUCUGAAAUCACAGAAAAGAAUUGUGAAUGGGAACAGUUGCCCUGAAGUGACAGCAGGCAAAAUGCAUCUCACAGGCACUUUGAAACCUCUUGAUUUGAGUGUCAGGAAGAUGUGGGUCCCAUAGGUGCACAGUGGAAACUGUGUUAGUGCUGCUUUAAAGAGACUUCAGGAGACAAGAAAUACAUUGUCCUGGGAUGCCGUAGCGUGUGGGACCUGCAGGUGAUGGGGAAGGUGAGGUUUCAAUAGCUCAUCUUUGAAGGUGGCUAAGCCUGUGGAGGCAACACUGUCCUCCCUGGGGCUCUUCUCUGUGACGCCCAUCCCUCUGCAAGGCUGCGGGCUGCGGAGCCAAUGCAAAGGGGUACUGGGGUUCUCACUGAGAUUUCAAAUUCCCAAGUUUUAGGUUAGAAACAUUUUAAUCAGAUUUGAAACAUUUUUAUCAGAUACAAUCAUUACAAGAGCAGAGGACCAUGGGUGUGGGUCCUGUGGUAGGAACUGUGAUUUUGCAGUAGCCCCAUGCAGUAACUCCAUGCAGGCCUCCAGAAACAUUUAAUUCCCUGGUGCCAGAAAUAUUUAAUUCCCUGGUGUGAAGGUUUGUGGGCAGGAUGGUGAGGAGCUGUGUAGCCUCUGGCAAUUCUAUGGAAACGAAAGCCACCUGGAGUCAGAGUCUAUAGGUCAAAUGAGCUAUUUAAGGGUCGGAUUCUUAAAUACAGCUCAACUUUCACAAACCCCUCCUUUACCAGUCCUUUAUAACCACAGCUGAGCAAAGGUGGAUUCAAUACACCUAAAUGAAUCUGAGUCUGGGGCUAAGGAGUCUGCGCUCGGUUUUAGGGCUAGAUGAGUCCCAGCCCUAGCAAGGCUGAUAGCAGCAAGUGCUAUAUACCCAAUAUUGACUUUUAUUCUCUAAUAACAUUUCCCCACUCCCAUCUCCCCUUUUUUUCACGUAGUUCCCUCUGUGUCCCUGUCUCUUGCCAGUUCGUUUUUCUUUGCAGGCUCUGCCGAGCAGGUCUGCAACCUAUCUUGAGCUGAACUUUUGUAUCACCAAAACCAGGUCCUCAGCAGCAGUAAUCCAGUGUUGUUGCAUUAACUUCACCAUGCUUGGCACAGAGACAUGUGUACGUUCCUAGACAAGUUGAUUGAAAACUCCUGCAGAUCUCUGUGGUUUUCCCUUUCGUGUUCCCAUGAAGGUUCUUGGCUAGGCAGAGGCUGUGUGGUGGUGUUCCCCCUUCUUAACAUAAAUGAGUGGAAGGUUUUCUUUUGGAGUCCUGCUACUUUCUUUUCAACAUCAAAAGCUUCAGCAGCAUCGUGGUACUGCUGGAAGGGCAACUUGCUGGCAGGCAGUGGGAAAACAAGCAGACAAGUUUACAAACAGCCACACUGGCACCAUGAGACCUUUGGGUCCAGUUAUUUACACUGAAGGCAGCAAGUGCCAGGGAGAGACCCAGCAUCAUCGUUAGGGUGCAAACCCAGGUUUCUACCAAGGUGGCUGCGGAAAUCCUGUUCUAUGCUGAAGAAAUGAUAAAAAAACCAAACAAA
This is a messenger RNA of Falco peregrinus (peregrine falcon), 15918 nucleotides long. It is a transcript of the gene BMP10, whose product is annotated as bone morphogenetic protein 10. Gene Ontology annotation, molecular function: growth factor activity; cytokine activity. Lineage: Eukaryota; Metazoa; Chordata; Aves; Falconiformes; Falconidae. Gene Ontology annotation, cellular component: extracellular region. The transcript is spliced from 2 exons. The record is from RefSeq and is a predicted model, not a curated record. Bases 159 to 1436 code for a protein of 425 amino acids. Gene Ontology annotation, biological process: SMAD protein signal transduction; BMP signaling pathway.